This is a messenger RNA of Rangifer tarandus platyrhynchus (Svalbard reindeer), 1491 nucleotides long. NCBI's taxonomy places the organism in Eukaryota, Metazoa, Chordata, Mammalia, Artiodactyla, Cervidae. The record is from the annotation of a GenBank genome assembly.
AUGCGUCCCGCAGGCUUGGGGAGCAUCUUGCUGCUGAUGUCCGCCCUUCUCCUGCCCGGGGGGCUGUCAGCUGUUCCGCGAAGCUUUUCGCCGUCUCUGAGGAGCGGCCCGGGCGCCGCCGCGUGCAGGCUGUCCCGGGCCGAGUCGGAGCGCCGGUGCCGCGCGCCCGGGCAGCCCCCAGGGGGCGCUCUGUGCCACGGCCGCGGCCGCUGCGACUGCGGGGUGUGCAUCUGUCACGUGAGCGAGCCCGGCGUGUACUUCGGGCCCCUGUGCGAGUGCCACGAGUGGGUGUGCGAGGCCUACGACGGCAGCACCUGCGCAGGCCAUGGUAAGUGUGACUGUGGCAGAUGCAAAUGUGAUGAAGGAUGGUUUGGUGACGCUUGCCAGUACCCAACCAACUGUGAGCUGACCAAGAAAAAGAGUAACCAAAUGUGCAAGAAUUCUCAAGACAUCAUCUGCUCUAAUGCAGGUACAUGUCAUUGUGGCAGGUGUAAAUGUGAUAAUUCAGAUGGAAAUGGACUUGUUUAUGGUAAAUUUUGUGAGUGUGAUGACAGAGAAUGCAUAGAUGAUGAAACAGAAGAAAUAUGUGGAGGCCACGGAAAGUGUUACUGUGGAAACUGUUACUGCCAGGCUGGUUGGCAUGGAGAUAAAUGCGAAUUCCAGUGUGACAUCACCCCCUGGGAGAGCAAGCGAAGAUGCACAUCUCCAGAUGGCAAAGUCUGCAGUAACAGAGGGAUUUGUGUGUGUGGCGAAUGUUCCUGCCACGAUGUGGACCCCACUGGAGACUGGGGGGAUAUUCAUGGGGACACCUGUGAAUGUGACGAGAGGGACUGCCGAGCUGUCUAUGACAGAUAUUCUGAUGACUUCUGUUCUGGUCACGGGCAGUGUAACUGUGGAAGAUGUGACUGCAAAGUAGGCUGGUUUGGGAAGAAGUGUGAACACCCACGUUCCUGCCCACUGACAACGGAGGAGAGCAUCAGAAGGUGCCAAGGGGGUGCCACUCUGCCCUGCUCGGGGAGGGGUAAGUGUGAAUGUGGCAAGUGCACUUGCUACCCGCCGGGAGACAGCAGGGUGUACGGCAAGACCUGUGAAUGUGACGAUCGUCGCUGUGAAGAUUUGGACGGCGUGGUCUGUGGAGGCCAUGGGACGUGCUCCUGCGGUCGCUGUGUUUGUGAGAAAGGAUGGUUCGGGACGCUCUGCCAGCAUCCGCGGAAGUGUAACCUGACGGAGGAACAGAGCAAUAGUCUGUGUGAAUCGGCAGAUGGCAUAUUGUGCUCGGGGAAGGGUUCCUGCCACUGCGGAAAGUGUCUUUGUUCUGCUGAAGAAUGGUACAUUUCGGGAGAAUUCUGCGACUGUGAUGACAGGGACUGCGACAAACACGAUGGGCUCAUUUGCACAGGGAAUGGAAUCUGUAGCUGUGGAAACUGUGAAUGCUGGGACGGAUGGAACGGGAACGCCUGUGAAAUCUGGCUCGGCACGGAAUACCCUUAA